This is a messenger RNA of Planococcus citri (citrus mealybug), 1383 nucleotides long. Its product is annotated as selenoprotein S B-like. The record is from RefSeq and is a predicted model, not a curated record. The transcript is spliced from 5 exons. Gene Ontology annotation, cellular component: endoplasmic reticulum membrane; Derlin-1-VIMP complex; Derlin-1 retrotranslocation complex. Gene Ontology annotation, biological process: retrograde protein transport, ER to cytosol; endoplasmic reticulum unfolded protein response. NCBI's taxonomy places the organism in Eukaryota, Metazoa, Arthropoda, Insecta, Hemiptera, Pseudococcidae. Bases 231 to 776 code for a protein of 181 amino acids.
UACAAGUGCAAAAUGAGCAACUGAUAAAACAGAACAAAAUUUUUUCUCAAGUUCAAUUUUAUUCAAAUUCAAAUUCUUACUCAAUUUUGUCGUAGUUUUUCUUCUAACAAUCGUAAACUUAUGUGCGUGGGUGCUUAUUUAACCCGGUGAACAUCUGUUGACUUGAAAUUUGCCAGCGUGGAAGUGAUCAUCCUGCAAAUUCUGUUCGUUGUUUACUGAAAAAUUUCAGCAUGUUCCAGGACGAUGACGAUGUAACUAUUACUAACUAUCCCGAUGACGAUGAAGAUGUCAGCCCUAGAUCUAACUACAUCGAUAGUCAAUUCAGCCAACUUUUCUCGACCAUCGGAUCGUCUGGUUGGGUGAUCCUAGGAUCUUUGAUAUUGGUCAUCUAUAUCUGGUCUUAUCAUCUUCAACAUCAUUUUUACCAAUGGCUGAGGAAAAGAGAAAAUAGACAGUAUGAAGCCACACACCACAAAGAUCCGGAUGUUUUACGAAAGGAAAAAGAAAAAAUGGAACAAGCUAGGUUAAGAUUACAAGAAAAAUAUGAAAAAGAAGCUCAGAUUUUUAAAGAGAAAAUGGAAGAGAAAGAAGCUUUGAAAAGAGAACAACGAGCUGCUGCUUUGAACAUCGAUGGUGUUCGAUUAAAAGACAGCGUCGAAGAUGACUCUGACAAAAAGAACCACAAACCAGCAUAUAACCCUUUGAUGGGAUCCAGUUCUUUACCGUCCUACAGACCGCCCAGAAGAACAGCCUGCUCUCGAGGAAAUUGCGGUUAGAAUUUCUCCUAUAAUCAAAUCAUCCUACAAUUUUUCAUCUUUAUUCGUGAAAUAGUUAAUUUUCUGUACCAAAAUCGUUCAGCGACAGAAGUUGACCUUAUAUAAACAUUCCACUCAAGUGGAAUAAUAAUACAUAUUCUGCUCACUCGACUUCUUUAUCAAUUUCACAUUAUAAUCGUCCUUGAACAUCGACUGGACCGGUAUAUUUUAGAGGAUUUCCAGGUGUAUGAAAAAUCUCGCUUCAAAUUACCAUCUAAAUAGGGUAAUUAAUAAUUUUUUUUUUUCGAUUUUCUUUUAAUAUUUUAUAUUCAUCAGACGUACUUGAAUGUUUAUUUGAUGUAAUUAUUUUCACCUAAUCAAUAAUUGUUCUGAGGUAAUUAGGCUGUGUAUAGCCUAUUUGUCUUACGAAGUUCUGUUUUUUUGUUACCUUAUAAUGUAUAGUGUAUUUUGUUAAAAGUUUAUUAUUUAUUAAAAACCGUAUUACAUUAAUUUAAUUAAUGGUAAGGAAACAUGUCUGUGUAAUUUCUCGAUGUUACCUGUAGAACGACGAAAUGAUUGAAGAACGAAACAGACGAUAAUAGUAAUUUAAUAAAACAACGUAAGAGUA